This is a messenger RNA of Colletotrichum destructivum, 2025 nucleotides long. RefSeq lists its product as uncharacterized. The transcript has 3 exons. NCBI's taxonomy places the organism in Eukaryota, Fungi, Ascomycota, Sordariomycetes, Glomerellales, Glomerellaceae. The record is from RefSeq and is a predicted model, not a curated record. Bases 253 to 2025 code for a protein of 590 amino acids.
AAGUAGAAACUCUUGCGACCAAAGCGCUAUCUGCGUCUUCCCGAAACCUCAUUGCAGCGGUACAUUCGCUGCAGAUGAUGGACCAGUUCCAGGGCGCACUGAGGCCGGACGAUGACCAGAUUAGCACCCGCCGCGAUGUACACGCUCAGGCUCCCGACGGCUCCAAGUCCGCGGUGCUGGCGCCGUUGCGGGACCCGGGCUUAAUGGACUUCUCGGCAUAUUCGGCCUCUCUAGUCGAUCGCAGAGGGGGAAAUGCGCAUUCGCAAUGGUACAUCAGCGAUUCGCAGCAAAGGUAUGUCUGUUAUCUUCGUGUUCUUGAACGAAACGGCACGACAAGAAGCGUUUGCUGAUCGCGCGAGUUUUUGCAGAUGGUCCGAUCCCGCAAGACACGCAUACGAGAGCGCCGUCGAGACCUUGCGGAACGAGCUGACGACGGACGAAUACCAGACCAUAUGGCUGCGCAACCAAACCUCCAUGCAAGACGCCCAAGAUGCCGUGGCGAAUGCGUUGAAGGAAUACCAGGCCAAGACAAAGGGCUCCAGAGUACGGACAUGGCUCGCCAGCUGCUCUUCCCGUGUCAUGUACUAUGGAGCCAUUUUUGAUACCUUCUCCCAACACCACCCAGAGUACGUCUCGCUGGCGUGGGGCACACUCAAGUUUCUCUUCAUCGUAAGUCGACCCAUCAUCGCCCGCGGUGGUGCAUGCACGCGAGCUCGGGGCUUAUUACAGCAGGCUGUGAUAAACCACGAGGAACUCCUCGUCGAAAUAUCCAAGGCGGUAUCGAGAAUCGCCGAUGUGCUGCCUCGGACUGAGCUGCACUCCGUUCUCUACCCUACCCAGCGCAUGCAGGAUGCCGUCUCCCAGCUGUACGCCAAGAUCAUAGAGUUCAUCAUGAUGGCCGUCAAGUGGUACAAAAAGGGCAAGCUGGCGCAUUCCUUCACAGCAAUCACCAAGCCAUUCAGCCUUGGCUUCAAACCCAUCAUUGAGGACAUCACCGAGCGUUCGCGGCGUAUAGAUGAAUUGGCCAGCGCGGCCUCCAAAGCAGAGCUCCGAGACCUCCAUAUCAGCAUACACGGCCUCAAUAAAACCAUUGUGCAGUUGACCGAGAUGGUUUCUUUUCAGCAGCAGCAACAGGCCCUUUAUUCCCAGUCUCUUCUCGGACUCAAGGAAGAGCACAGACAGAUGUUCACAAAUGGUCAACUCGAAGGAAUCCGAACGUCUGUAUUGCUCAAAGACACGCCGGCAGCGGAAGACAGCCUAGCCUGGUGCAGAUCCAUGAGAAACCGCCGUAGACAGAAAGCCCCAACGCAGCUCCCGGUGUCGGAGCUUUCGAAACUGAAGCACUGGGUGUCGGAUCCCUCGUCGUCUCUACUCCUUGCGGAGGGCCAAGGCGUGAGGACAAGCUCGCUCGACUUCGCGGCAGACUUCCUCGACACCGUCACCGAGCAGGGCUACCCCGUCCUCUGGGCUCUGCCGUCGACUGUCGGCAGCGUCGGCGAGGAUAAUACCGGCGGCGCUUCUGUCCAGGGGAUUCUCAGGUCGUUGAUAUCCCAGGCACUGAGCCUGAAUCCGGCCGUGUUGAGCGAGGGGGCGAAUCCGUUGACCGCAAAGCAUUUCAAAACCGCCGCGAGCAUACAGCAGUGGUUCAAGCUGUUGGAGCGCUGCGUUUCGAGUCUUGCGCGGCUUUUCAUCGUUCUAGAUAUCAGGGCCAUCCAAGCCGCUGUAGAGCACGAGGAGUCGGAGACGCAACAUUUCACAACCAGUGACUUCGUGGAGCGAGUUUCGCAGCUGGUCGCGCAGAGAAGCCACGGAGGUCUCAAGAUUGUCAUCGUGUCUUGGAGAUUCAACAUGGCUACCUCCAUGGACCCCGACGAAGUGUUUAGGGGCAUGCAGAUUUCCACCGACAGAGGCCGGAAAGUGGAAAGGCUGAUGAAGCAACCGAAGUUCCGAGCCCUGUUCAAGAGGAGACACCACAUGUUCAGCGAGAGAUUCAAGUCUUCUGUCAAUGUAGCACCAGUAGAGUGA